GAGAACACUUCGAGACCGGUGCGCUGACUACAAUGAAUAAAUUCUGGAUUGCUUUCUUUGUGAUCGCGGCGGCGAUUGAGAUAAAAGCGCGCGAAUCAAUUAAGCCAGCACCAGAAGUGGGUCAAAUAAUCGGAGAUAUUGAGAAUGUGCAUGUGGAAGAGGUAAUUCAGCGAGGUGCUCCUUGCACAUUGAACAUUGAUAAGGAUUUGCCCCGCUCUAAUCUACAGCCGCUUUACCUGCAGCCCGACACUGACGCCUAUUGGCUGCCCAAAGCAAAUGGUCACCUGGAGAUACCACGUGGCGCAAGCAUCGAGCUCUAUUGCAUUGGUCACUUUGCGAAUGUCAGCAGCGAUGUGCAUGUUCGGACCAGUUCCAUAAGAGCACGCUGCCUGGAAGAUAAAACCUUUGACUGGGCGGGCGGCAAGCGAGAGCUGCGCGAUUUCAUUUGCGCCCAUCCACCAUUCUACACUGUGGAGCGUAUGGAGCAACAGCGAUGCGGAGAUGGCGAUGUUGCCUCAGUGGCGCGCAUCUAUCGUGUGGGCUACAACAUUAGCGCUGGGAGAUUUGUGCGCACCCUGGAGCUGUGCCACGAUGCGAAGCAGCUGCGUACACACUACGCUUUGCAUCAGUUGCAGCCGGCAAACGAACACUUUCAGCACAAAGUGAAUCGUGUUAAGUUCAGCGCCGCCGGCCAUUUUCCUGGCUACGACAUGGCCUAUCUUUACUCCCCUGCAAAUCAACAGAAGCGAGUAGCACAAUUGUGCCACGACGAAUGCAUACUCAAUACGACAGCGGGCCUCUUUCUGACACGCGGACACCUGGUGGCCAAGGCGGAUCUGAUUUAUGCCAGCCAGCAGCGCAGCAGCUUCAACUAUCUGAAUGUGGCUCCGCAGUGGCAGAGCUUCAAUGGUGGCCAUUGGACCAUUGUAGAGGAGGUAACGCGACGCUUUGUCGCACACUUCGGUCUCUCGGUGAGCGUCUAUACGGGCGUUCAUGGCGUGAUGCCGCUACCAAAUGCCGAACAAACCAGCUUUCAUCUUGCCACGGAUGCCAGCAGUGCUAACAAUGGAGUGCUAGCCGUUCCACGUCUCUACUACCGCGUACUCAUCGACAAUGACAAACCAUUGCGCGGCUUGGCUUUCGUCGGUGUCAACAAUCCGUACGCCUCGCUAGAAGAGAUCCGGAAGGCAUAUGUGAUUUGUGACCCUGUGGAGCUACAAUUUGGACGCUCCAUGCGUUGGCUGCAGCAUAAGGAUCUCAAAAAGGGUUAUGUGUAUGCAUGCAGAGUGUCUGACUUGGCCUUAGCCGUGCGCCAUCUGCCACCUGAGUUGCAAAAAGUACACGAGCUUCUAGGCGAGUUAUAAAUUUAUUUUGAAUAUAGUUAUUGGUUUAAGUACGGUCAUUUUAAAAAGAUUUAAAAAAUACUCAAUUUAAAACAUAAAAAUUAAAAUCUAACACCAAAAUGUAAAGGUGACAGUUAGAAAGUAAACCAUUUAAAAAACAGAGAAAAAAUAAUCC
This is a messenger RNA of Drosophila grimshawi, 1518 nucleotides long. RefSeq lists its product as uncharacterized. Lineage: Eukaryota; Metazoa; Arthropoda; Insecta; Diptera; Drosophilidae. Gene Ontology annotation, cellular component: nucleus; mitochondrial inner membrane. The record is from RefSeq and is a predicted model, not a curated record. Gene Ontology annotation, biological process: apoptotic DNA fragmentation. The coding region runs from base 33 to 1364 and encodes 443 amino acids. Gene Ontology annotation, molecular function: RNA endonuclease activity; nucleic acid binding; single-stranded DNA endonuclease activity. The transcript has 2 exons.